Lucilia sericata (common green bottle fly) is the source of this 3970-nucleotide messenger RNA. RefSeq lists its product as uncharacterized. NCBI's taxonomy places the organism in Eukaryota, Metazoa, Arthropoda, Insecta, Diptera, Calliphoridae. The record is from RefSeq and is a predicted model, not a curated record.
AUGUGUUAUAUUCUAAUCGAACGUGGCGAUACCCUACCGCAACAAGUCUGCAUAACAUGUGCCAAAAACACCAUAUCGGCCUGUCUAUUCAAAAAGAAAUGUGAAGAUGCCGAUAAUUUCUUCAGACAACAACUCUUAAUACGUAAAAUAGAAAGUAAAUCAGAUCAAACUAAUACCCUAGAAUCGGAGGAAGAUGAUGAAGUUGAAGAACAUGAAAUAACAAAUGGACAACAUCAUAAAAAUUCCCCACAUAAAAGUGACGUGGAAGAGGAACCAGAAUUAGAUGAACAAAUUUAUAAACAUCAUCUACAAAGACAAAUAAAUGGCGAUCAUAGAUUAGAUCAAGAUAAUGGUGAUCAUAAUGAACAUGAAGAAGAUGAUGAUCGCCAACAUCAUAAUGAUCUGGUAGAAGAUGAUGGUGAAAUAAAAAGUGCCAAUGGACAAAAACCUGCAUUUGAUUUUAACUCAAUACGUUUGAUGCAUGAGUAUAUGCAACAGCAUUUAAGUAAAUUAAACGGUAUCCAGGCUAAUGGUGCAAGUGAUGAUGAGGCUGGCGAAGGCACAGGUAGUGAUACCGAUCAAGAUGAUGAGGAUGAAGAUGGACCGCUGCCAUUAAUACCGGAAAUUGAAUUAAUAACACCAUCAGAAGAUGGAGGCGCAGGCGCUACACUUACUAAUGGUGGUUCAGUAUCAGCGACAGAUGCUGCAGCUGGUAUGACACACAUGCGUGGUUAUCAAUGUCCUCAUUGCUUUCAAAUUUUCGAAAUGAAACAAGUUCUUAAGGCUCACAUGCAAAGUGUACACGGCACUUCGGGACCCGUCUAUGAGUGUACGAAUUGUAAGAAGACCUACUUUUAUAAACGUUUCCUGGAGAAACAUAUAAGGCGAGGCCGUUGUGUUAAGAAGAGACGUAAUCAAACGCGCCCUAUGCAAUGUUCCGACUGCAAUGUUUUAUUCCCCACCGGUCACCAUCUGGGCUGGCAUAAACGUACUGGCUGUCCUUCGAAAACGGCGAAAAUGGCCUUGCCCCCACUUUUCCCCCAACAUAUCGUGCAAUAUAACAAUUUCCCCAGACGCAUUGGCAUACGCAAACCGGAAAAUGCUAUUUAUCUCCAUAACAGAAAAAUUAUCAUGGCCAACAACAAACGCAAGGGACGCACUCGCAUCAAGUUAGAUGCGAAGAAAAUUGCCUUGGCCAAACAAUUGAUACUAAGGGAAGCCACCACCACUGUUAUUGCUAAUGAAUUGAAUAUAUCACGGACAUUUGCCUGGCGUUUGCGUAAAAGUCUUGUCAAUGGCGUCAGUUUGCAUGAGCGUGUCAUUGAUCCUCCGGAAGAUGAAGAAGAGGAUAAUGAUAACAAUGAAACUGAAAUGCCCGAUAAUGGACUCGACACAUUAGCAAUAGAAAAAACCCGAAAAUCAUUAAAUCAUCAGCCCUUUACCGAACACAUCAAACGUGAACGGCCAGCUACCGAAGAUGAAGAGGAAGAUGAUAUUAAUGAUAAUAAUCAAGAAACAGAUAAUGAGGAACAACACCAUCACCAACAGCAACUGGAGCAACAUCACCUGGAACUACAACAACAGCAACAAGAACAAUUAUUAAGAGAAAGUAAUAAUUUUAGUAAUGCCACUUCAGUAAUACAACGAACAAAUGAAUUGAAAUUAAAUAAUGCUCAGCAGCAAACACAACAACAACAACAUUUAUCAACUGCAACAACAAACGCCAUAUUAGAACAACAUAAAUUGCACAAUAAAAUAUCUGUAGUACAACAACAAAGACUUAUGGAAAUUAAUAAAAAUGCUCACCUUAAUAAUAACAAUGAUGACGCUAGCGAUUCGGACAGUGAUAAUGAUGAUGAUGAUCAUCAUCAAUAUCAACGUUCUCAUCAGACACACGAACAACAAAUACAACAAGAGACUGAACAUGUAAAUAGUCAACAACAACAACAACAAUCUUUAUAUUUACAAAAAUCAAUUAAUUUAAAAGAUACUGAAGAUGCUCCUUCAAAUCCCUUGGGCAAUGCUAAAAAAUUGCCUCUAUUAAAUCAGAUAUCACCAGCUGUAGCAGCUGCUAUUCAUCAAUUACCUGUCAAUCUUUCAAUACGUCCCAUUGCUUCUAUGCAGAAUAGUGAAACAUCAUCGAACAACCUCAGUGGUUCCAAGAAGAAACCCCGCAAACCCAACGUUUUCAUAGACGAUGAAAAAUAUGCCAUGGCCAAAAUGUUGGUGGCACAAAAUGCCUCAACUAUGGAAAUAGCCAAGGCCCUUAAUGUCUCACAAAUGACUGCUUGGAAAUUAAGAGAUGCCAUAAUAAAGGGAGUACCGCUAUCAUAUCGCAAUAGACGUGAUAUUCGCAUGACCAUGAUGAGACACGAUGAAGACACGGGCAGCGUAUUAAGUGAAGGUAGUGAUACAAGACGAGAAACGGAUACAGAAAGACAGCAACAGGCCCUACUGGUGCAGCAGCAAUUGGACCACCAACAGAAAUUGCAGCAACAACAUUUACAACAGCAACAACAAAUCCAACAACUGCUACAAAGACAACAACAGUUGCAACAGCAGCAACAACAACUGGAACAGCAAAAAUACAAACGCCAACAGGAAAGAGAACUUGAACAGCAACAACAACAACUACUGCAAAAGCAACAAAAACAAUUGCAACAACAAACAACCACCCAACAACAACCCAACCACCCUGAACAAAAACACUCUAAUCCCAGACGUCGCCUUAAGGCCGCCGAACGUGAAGUACGCGAUAAAGAAAUUACUCGCGAAAUUUUAGAACUAAUUAAAGAAGAUAACAAUAUACAAUACUGGAAAGUAUCGGCUCGCUUGGCCGAAAAAGGUUAUGCUAUAUCACCUUCUUCUGUAUGUCAAAAACUAAAAUCUAUGGGUAUACACAGGCGCUGGAAGCCGGGUGAUAAACCCCCUCUCAUCGAUAUGGAACAACUUAAAGGCGCUAGCAGUGCCAAUCAUAUCAACAAUAACAACAACAACAGCAGUAUAGCAGCUUUAGCUACUGCGGCAGCUAAUGCACAGAAUGCAUCAUCAUCGGCCGAUGAAAGUUAUGAGCAGCAAUUCGAUAUGAGUGGUGCUCAUUUCUUGAGUGCCUUUACUACACGUUAGAAAGGAAAUAACAACAAUAAGAAUUGACUUUAGUAUAAACUAUAGUUAAGACUACUUCUCUUGAUAGUCUAGCUUUAGUCUAAAUUAUUGUCUUGACUAAAGUCUACACUAUUGCCUUGACUAUAAUCUAGACUAUUGUCGUAGCUAUUUUACUGACUAUAGUCUAGACUAUUAUACUGAUUACAGUCUAGACUAUGUCCUGACUAUAGACUAAACUAUUGCCCUGACUAAAGACUAGACUAUUGUUCUGACUAUAGUCUGGACUUAAAUAUUAAAUAGUAUAGACUAUUGCCUUGACUAUAUUCUAGACUAUUGUUCUGACUAUAGUCUAGACUUUUGUCCAGACUAUAGUCUAGACUCUUGUCCUGACUAUAGUCUAGACUCUUGUCCUGAAUAUAGUCUAGACUCUUGUCCUUACUAUAGUCAAGACUCAUGCCCUGACUAUACUCUAGACACUUGUCCUGACUAUAGUCUAGACUAUUGUCCUGAAUAUAGUCUAGACUAUUAUCCUCACUACAAUCUAGAUUAUUAUUCUGACUAUAGUCUAGACUCUUGUCUUGAAUAUAAUCUAGACAAUUGUUCUGACUAUAGUCUAGACUAUUGUCCUGACUAUAGUCUGUACCAUUGUCCUGACUAUAGUCUAGACUAUUGUCCUGAAUAUAGUCUAGACUAUUGUCCUGAAUAUUGUCCUGACUAUAUUUUAGAUAUUGUCCUGACUAUAUUUUAGACUAUUGUCCUGACUAUAGUCUAGACUCUUGUCCUAACUAUAGUCUAGGCUCUUGUCCUGACUAUAGUCUGGACUAUUAUCCUGACUAUAGUUUAGACCAUUGUCCUGACUAUAGUU